This is a messenger RNA of Prunus armeniaca (apricot), 1260 nucleotides long. The record is from the annotation of a GenBank genome assembly. NCBI's taxonomy places the organism in Eukaryota, Viridiplantae, Streptophyta, Magnoliopsida, Rosales, Rosaceae.
AUGCGGGGUCGUCAUCUCGAUGCCUACUCAGCAUACAAGCGUGUGGCGUCGAAGGACCAUAUCAAUGCUUAUGAUAGAGAAGAAGGUUCAGGUCUAGUAAAUGCAAAAGGUAUUGGAAACCCUUCAUGGAGACGCUCUUUGCCGCAUAUGCUUGUGGCAACUCUUUCUUCAUUCUUAUUUGGCUACCAUCUUGGAGUGGUUAAUGAGACACUAGAUAGCAUUUCUAUGGACCUUGGUUUCAGUGGGAAUCCCUUGGCUAAGGGUCUAGUAGUGAGUACCUGUUUAGGGGCUGCUUUUUUUGGAUCUAUAUUUAGUGGAUGGAUUCUAGAUGGAGUUGGGCAUCGAAGGGCAUUCCAGCUGUGUGCAUUGCCGAUGAUAAUCGGUGCAUCAAUGAGUGCAACAACCAAAAGUCUAUGGGGCAUGCUUUUAGGGAGGAUAUUUGUUGGAACUGGGAUGGGCAUUGGCCCACCUGUUGCUGCUAUCUAUGUGUCAGAGAUUUCACCAGCUUUUGUAAGGGGUACUUUUGGGAGCUUCACACAAAUUGCGACAUGUCUUGGACUUAUGGGAUCUCUCUUUAUUGGACUCCCAGCCAAGGAUAUAGUGGGUUGGUGGCGGGUUUGUUUUUGGGUAUCUACUGUUCCUGCUGCAGUACUUGCUGUUUGCAUGGAGUUCUGUGCAGAGAGUCCUCAGUGGCUUUUCAAGAGAGGAAGAGGCACUGAAGCUGAAGCUGAAUUUGAGAAACUCUUAGGAGCAGCACAUGUUAAAUUUGCAAUAGCAGAAUUGUCAAAGUCUGACAGAGGGGAUGAACUUGAGGCAGUAAAGUUCUCAGAGCUACUGUAUGGCCGACAUUUCAAAAUGGUUUUCAUUGGGUCUACCAUUUUUGCUUUACAACAGCUAUCAGGCAUAAAUGCUGUAUUUUAUUUCUCUUCGACUGUCUUUAAAAGCUUUGGGGUCCCUUCAGAUCUGGCAAACAUAUGUGUUGGGAUCGCGAAUCUAUCAGGGUCAGUUGUUGCAAUGAUCUUGAUGGAUAAGCUUGGAAGAAAGGUGCUUCUUCUUGGAAGUUUUUCUGGAAUGGCAGUGGCAAUGGGUCUUCAAGUAACUGGAGCAAGUUCUUAUGCAUCGGGAUCUGGAGCAUUGAGUCUAUCGGUUGGUGGCAUGCUGCUUGCCCAGUCUCCUCCUGUCAGAAAUUCUUCCGGGGCGUAUCAGGGCGAAGGCAAUGUCGGUUUGCAUGGCUGUCCAUUGGGUAAUUGUCUUCUAUAG